Messenger RNA from Helicoverpa zea (corn earworm), 3655 nucleotides. RefSeq names its product Golgi resident protein GCP60. Gene Ontology annotation, molecular function: fatty-acyl-CoA binding. The coding region runs from base 81 to 1568 and encodes 495 amino acids. Lineage: Eukaryota; Metazoa; Arthropoda; Insecta; Lepidoptera; Noctuidae. The transcript is spliced from 10 exons. The record is from RefSeq and is a predicted model, not a curated record. Gene Ontology annotation, cellular component: Golgi membrane.
AAACGAGACAAAUCAUUUGUCAAAAGUCGAAUACGAUACAAAUCGUAAUUUGCUUUGCGAAAAUUUAUAAACUAUAAAAAAUGGCUAACAAAGUAGAAAAUAACUACAAAGUUAACCCAGAAAAAGUUCGCCUCGAAACAGACCAAGGUAUCGCAGAGAGCGAAGAAAGAAAAUGGGGAUUGCCUUUGAAAGAUGUGUACAAACAUGGACUCGCUUUUUAUAAAGAUAAGGAAGGCAAAGCACUCCAUUUGAGCUAUGAAGAUAGAUUAAAACUGGUUGCUUACACCCAGCAAACAUCUCAUGGGCCUUUAGAUGUUAAUUCUGCACCACCACUGGGUGUUCUCGAUGUGAUUGGGAGAGACAGAAGGGCAGCCUGGCAGGCUUUGGGACAGAUGUCUCAAAUACAAGCCAUGGCUGGAUUUAUACACACUUUAGACAGAUUGUGCCCACUUUUCAAACCAUAUUUGGAAGCAAUUCAAAAGGAUUUGGAAGAUAAGAAGCAACAAGAGUUAAAGAAAGAAGAAGAAGAAAGGGCGAACUUGGAGCUGCAGAACAGAAUAAUGCUUGAAAAGCAGAAACAACAGAGCACCAAAGUAACAGAGGAACAACAAGUGCAACUAAUAAAAGAUGCUCUGAAUGCGCAAACAUACGAACAGUUCCUACAGUAUGCCCAACUUCAAUACCCAGGCAACUUCGACCAGCAAGCGAUACUCAUUCGUCAGUUACAAGACAAACAUUAUCAGCAAUACAUUCAACAGCUUGCUGUAGACCAAAGACUUGCUAACUCUAACAUAAAAGACGCUGCGGAUGACAAAGAGAAUGAUAAUGCAAAUGAUAAGGAAAAGGAAGUUAAGGAAGAACCGGUAACGGUAACUGACUGCAAUCUGAAUGAAACUGAGGGUGUCACUUCAACGGAUAGCAAGUCUAUGCAGACUUCAGAAAAGACGGAGCCUAAUGAUUACAUAGAGGAGCCCAGAGUAGAUGAGAACACAGAUGAUGAGGAAGGAUUCCUAAGCGUGGAGGCGGUCCGCAUGUGGACUCGCGGCGACAUCGUGAAGUUUAAGAGCUCAGCGGCGGAGGGCGGCGGCCGCCUCACCGUGGGGCACGGCGAGACCAUCACGGUGCGAGUGCCCACGCAUCCCCGCGCUAGGUGUCUCUGCUGGGAGUUCGCUACUGAUAACUAUGAUAUAGGUUUUGGCUUGUACUUCGAAUGGAGCAAGUCACCAACUACAGAGGUGACUGUCCACGUGGCUGAGAGUGAUGAAGAGGAAGAAGACGAAGAAGAUGAAUAUCCUAUUUCAGAUGGCACAUUCCACGAGUACACGAUCCACGGCACCCGCGUGGACCCCGAGCUGGGCGGCCACAGGCGCGGCGCGCGGCCCGGCGCCGGCGCCGCGCGCCCGCUCGCCAGCCUCGUCGUGCCCGUCUACCGCAGGGACUGCCAUACUGAGGUAUAUGCGGGAUCACACACAUAUCCAGGCGAAGGCGUAUACUUACUAAAAUUCGAUAACACUUACAGUCUAUGGCGAUCCAAAACCCUUUACUACAAAGUGUAUUACACACAGUAAACAAUAUUUAAAGCUAUAUUAGAGCCAUGACAAAAAUAUAUGGAAAUAUUAUAAUAAUAUAUUAAAUUAUUUGAUACUAAAUUAACAUCAGAUAUUGUACGACCAGUAUUUUUGUGGAGUUCAUUUAUCUAAGUGAUAUAGUCAACACAGCUGCGAACAAAUAUUGUAAGGUUUGAGAUUAUGGACUGGUUUGUGUUAAGAUCUCAUGCAUGGGCUUGGAUUUUAGCCUCGUAAAGGUACUCGCGAACUCGCUCGCAGCAUUCUUACUGCAGUGAUUCAUAAGUAGUUCAAUUGUUUAAGAGUCUGACCUCUGCAUCUCAAUAGGCAUCUAUUACUUGCUAAUUGACAUGUACCUUUAAUUAUGAGACAGUUUCUCAUUCGAUUUGUUGGUUUGGAGUAUAAAAAUCUCACAAUAUUUGUUCGCUGUAUACAUGUUUUCAGUGCAAUAUUAUAAGCUUGUUUAGCUAAUUUAACAAUAUAUUAUUAAGCUUUUUAUAGACGAGACACGAUAAUGCUUUUGGUUGAAUUAUUAUGAAGGCAGUUUAUUUAGUUUAGCUGAUGUAUACUUAUUACUAUUAUGUAGUUAUCUCGUCUGUUCUAUUUAUAAGUUUACGCCACAAAUAAUUUUAAGUAGUUUCCAAUUGACCAUUACUUAUGUUAGACUGUGCAGGAAGCACAUUUUUAAUUUGCAUUUCAUUAAAUGUUAGUGGAAGUAGAAUGUUUAUUUAUUUAUUUUAUUUGCUUAUUCGCGUUCAUAAACUGUAAAGGAUAAUAUAUCAGUAGGUAUAAUGUGUAUGUGAAUUUAUAUUAUGUGUAGGUACAGGGUGGCAAUUAGGUUUCACACUUAUUAUAUCUAGAUAUUUUGAAAAUAUUGUUUGCAAUAUUUUGCGACUACAAGAAUGUUAUGAGUUUUACUACCAUAUAAUACUACAGUUUGACUUGGAUAUUGUAAUUGCCACCCUGUAAGCUAUGUAUGACGCAAACCGGGUUUACAGCUAGUUCUAAUAUUUAUUCUGUGCCAUUAUGUUUAUGGUUUAGGUUAGUACUUAAACUAAGAAUGUGUUUAUCUUUUACUCAUGAUCCCAGUUUUAUUUGUGAUCUUUAUUUUUAAGGAACAUUAUGCUGAGUUCUGUUAACUACCCAUAUUCGCAAAAACUUAUUCUAGAUAGUCAAAUGAUUUAAGUGUCUGGCCUCAUUGAUUCUAUAACUUCACAUAAGAUGAUAUAAAAAAAAUCUGUGAACAGUGUUGAAUGUCUCCUAAAAAACUUUCACUAGAGUGUAACACAUAUUCCAUAUACAUUUAACAGUCGUAGAUCAAUCUGUAGCAUAAAUGUUUAGACAUAAUUCAGUAACAUAAUGCAUGUUUGAUGUUCGUUGUAUUGUAACUUAAAACAAAAUAUCUCUGGAGUUCCUAUUUGUUUGUUAGAAAAUCAGUAUUUUAUUCUAUAAUAAUCUCAAGCUAGGUUUGCGGUUACAAAUCUCGCAAUAUGAUUGCUAAAUGUAAAUUAAAAAUUAACUGUCUAUAGUUAAAGAUGAAUGUCUAUGUUUAAAAAAUCAUGAAAAAGAUAGGUAAUUUUGCGUUUUUUUUUCUAAAUCAUCUAUUGUGUUAUGUUAUCAAACUCCUGUCAGGCAUAUCAAAAUCAUUGUAUUUUUUUAUUCUGAUGAUUGUGGCUCAUGUUGAUGAUGGGUUAUUGAGUAGCUACAUCAUGAGCCAUUAUUAGUGUAGACUGCAUGGCAACAUCAACGGAUCCAUAGAUUCUAGUGCGAAAAGACAGGGCUUUAUGUAAAGCACCAUCUGAUUCACUUUUAUUAUACAACAGCCCUCUUAAUUCUGAUUUAAUGGUUUUAGACAAACAUUUGGACCUUUUUUCAUUUGUUCUCCCGUACCUGAUAACAUGCAUCAAGCAAUAUCUUUUUGUGAUCUUAAAAUGAAAUGUGAAUUAUGUUUAUUUCCCCUUUUCAAGUUAAUAUGAAAAGUUUUGUUGACAGAAUUAAAAAUACCUUUUUGUUUCACGUUUAUACUUGAAGAAGUCAAUCGUUUAUGUACAAUACUGGAUAUAAAUAUAUAUUACACGUAUAAAUUAAAA